AAUGAACAACUCUCAAAAAAGUAAAACAGUUCGAUCUGGUUCAGCAAGAGUAAAAUCAGCAAUUGAAAGAGCUGGUUUAAUUCAAUAAAGAGAGUAAUUGAGAGAGAUGUUGAUUAGCAAAUUUUCAAAAGAUUUUGCUUAAGGUAACAAGAAAAAAGAAGGGUUAAUUUAGUAAAUAGUUAAUGAAUACUUCGCGAAUGAGCAAGUAUCAAGAAUACAUCAUGUUAGGUUACAGAAAAUUCUUUAAAAUAACUGAAGGCAAGAGUAUAAGAGGCAUUAAAAAAAUAACAACAUGAAAGUUAAAUUUAAUAAAACCCAUCUUAAAACAUUGAAUUUGACAAGAGAAGUGAAUAGAUAUCAUAAAACCUUCGACCAUAAUCUGUAAAGAAUUCAGUAAGAUCUGAAAGAGAUGCAGAUUAAUAUUCUGUAACGUCUUCAUAAUUUGAAAAACAACCAAAAUCAGUAUAUGUGGUAGAUGAAGAGGAUGAGUGGGCUGCUUUAGUAAAAUUCGAUACAGAGCUUCAUAGUAAAGAACGAUAAUUAGAAAUGUAGAGAUAAGCUGAGUUUAAAAAAAAAAUGAAAGCAGAACUAGAUAGAUAAUUAGAAGAGAAAAGAAGGAGAUUAGAAGGAGAGAGAAAAUAGGAAGAAGCUUAUGUAAAAUUAAGAGAUUAUUAAAUGAAUGUUUAUGAUUAAAGAGAAGAUUAAAAAAAGAAAGAUAAAGAAAGAAAGUAAUAAAUGGAGAAAGAAUAAAGAGAUAGAUAAGUUAGAGAAGAGGAAAAGAAAAGAUUUUUAGAGAAAAAGAAGUAGUCAGAAUAAGAUGCUAUAUUGGUUUAAAGAAUUUAGGAAGAAUUAAAAUUAGAGUAAAGGGAAAUACUUUAAAAAAAAGAAAUUGAAAAAAGAAAAUUUAUAGAAAUGAUGGAGGAAAAUGAAAAAAAUAGAUAGAAAUAAAUUUAAGAUGAAAUUGCCGAAAAAUAAUUAGAAAUAGAUAUGCAAAGAAAAUAUAUUGCUUUAUAAUAAAAACUAGAAUAAGAAAGAGAAUCUGAAAAGAAAGAAAGAGAAGAUAAAAUAAAGAAGAUUAUGAGUGAUUUUUCAUAAACUGUUGUAAAGAAUCAAAAAGAUCAAAUAAAGUAUAAUUUUAUUUAAAAUUAGAGCUGAAGAUGAUAAAAUGAUGAAAGCUAUUCUUAUGUAAAAUUAAAUAGAAUAAAAUGAUGAAGAAUUCAAAAAAAAAUAGAUAAAAUAGUAAUAGUAGGAGAUGAGAUAAUAUUUAAUCAAAUAAAUGGAAGAUAAAAAGUAUUUAUAAAAUGAUUAUUAAAGAUAGAAAAUUAAAGAAGAAGAAGAAUUAAAUAAGAAACAAGCUUAAGUUUGGCAAUAAGAUUUAUAAAUGUAUUAGACACAUGAAAAAUAAAAAUUUAAUUACAUAAAAGAUGUAAAUUCAAAACAUCAAGAAAUUCUUAAAUAAUAAAUAGAUGAAAGAAAAUCAUAGUAGAGACCAAGAAAUAAAAUGAAUAAUGAAGAAUUAAUGCAUAAUAAGCCUUUACUAAGAGAAUUAGCAGAUAAAUAAGAGGCAAUAAAGGUUAGAAAGAUAAAUAUUUGAU
This is a messenger RNA of Paramecium sonneborni, 1595 nucleotides long. The record is from the annotation of a GenBank genome assembly. Lineage: Eukaryota; Ciliophora; Oligohymenophorea; Peniculida; Parameciidae.